Messenger RNA from Lymnaea stagnalis (great pond snail), 5851 nucleotides. The record is from the annotation of a GenBank genome assembly. Lineage: Eukaryota; Metazoa; Mollusca; Gastropoda; Lymnaeidae.
ACUCAUGUCAAUUGUAAUUACCUUAAUGCCUCAUUUUAAUAAAAAUAUAUUUGUAUUUGUCGACGUAAAGGAGACACGGCUCUACCGAAGACACUUUUUUCCCUGUCAAAAUACUUCUAAAAUACGUCUUACACUUAUGCACCCCGGUAAUGUAGACAUUUUUUUCAUUAAAUUUGGGUAAUUUUAUUAAAAAAAAGGUGGGGUUGUAGUGGUGCAUCUUUAUAUUAUAAUUAUACAACACUGCGUUCUAUUUCCCUGGAAAUAUGGUAACUUAAAUUUUUAAGCUAGUACUACAUACACUGAUGGUAGAUACAGCAAAACAAUAGGCUUUGGGCUACAUAUCAGUCAUAUCAUAUACCACACUCACCAGUGUCCAUGGUCCACAGCAGUACAAGUACAUGUAGCAAAAAUAUGGUCUUUGGCCUGACCUGUGCCUGUAGUUGUAAAAUUAUUAUACUUAUACUCCUGUCAGUUUUGUCAUCUAAUUCACUUAAGCUUAUAGUGUAUACAAAAGUAUUACACUGUAUUUUGGUGGUGCACAAUUCUCAAGUUCUGCAGAACUGCAUGCUUACAAUUACAGUGUUCCUGUAAACACUAAAAUGAACUUUUUCUUUUUGAUUUGGCUACACAAUAGGCCUAUACAUAUUUAUUUCGGCGGGGGUGGGGGGGGGAUUUGUAAAAUAUUGUUUCAGUGAAUUUAAUUAUUUUUGCAUAAUUUUAAACGUACUUGAAGCCUUAAGGGCCAUCCAGAACUGACUUCAGUCUAUUUUGUCUAAUUUUAUACCUUUCAUCACAGAAAAAAAAAUAUAGACACUUUCAUCACACAUUGACUGUCACUAUUCACUAUUGACAAUUGAAACUUUUGGAAUGUAACAUUAGCAAUAAUUAAUAAAUAUUCAUGUAUCUUGCACCUUAAAAUAAUUAAAUUUUUUCACAAAAACAUGCACCUCAAUUUAAGAAGGAAAUUUCAGGAAAAAAAACGAAACAUUAUAUCAUUCAGGGAGAAAAAGUGUGUGUUGUACGCCAAUAAAUACGGUAAUUAAUAAAUAUAUAUGAAAUAAAAUCACCACACUAUCAUAAUAUUACACACGUUAUUACAACAAUUACAUUCAGCAUGGGAUCUUAAACUACUCAAAGGAAAGUUACUGGCAUUUGAGAAUCACUAUAAACACAAAAUUUGAUUUAUUACGUUGAAACUGAUAUAUACACCAAAUUUGAGCUUUGUAUCUUAAACAUUAUUGGUUAUUUAUAAAUAAAUUCACUAAAACAAUAGAGAAAAUAUUUUUAAUAACUAAAUUUGCCCAAGCGAUAUUUUACCAAAAGAUCUUGGGUGAGUUCUCACAUGUUUUCCCCCAUGUCUUGAUCCCUGAUUGUGUAGGUCUAUUUGCGCAGUGAUACAUGAUAUGAGCCAUACUGCAAUUAAUUAUCAAACAUAGAAACUUUAAUAGGGACAAGGGUAUCUAGCACUUUAAAAUCUCUUUGAUAACAAGCCGUUAGAAGAUUCUGGUUUAUUAUUGUCUCUUAUGUAAUACUAGUAUUUAACUUAUGGUGCUCUACUGGUAAUGACGCUAAAAUCUUCAAUAACAAGUUUAAGUACAAUUCCUUAUUUUCUCAUCUUGGGGGAUUUUCAUAUAUGUCUAUGUUGGUAGAAACCGAUGUUUUAAGUCAGGGAUUGGGAACAUUUUUUUUUCUUAGUAAUGGACAAUUUAUAAAAAAUAUUAUUAAUCUUGACCACGACCCUUACUAGUAUACUACUACUUGUGAAUUUGUGACUGGUCACCCUCACUCUGCUAAUGUAAUAUCAGUAGAGAGUAUUCAAUCACUGUGUCAUACAAUGGAAUGAUAAAAAAAAGUAAUAUUAAGAAGUUAUGAAGUUGCAUCUGCAUUAAUAAACAAAUCAACAGAGAUUACUCCUAAACAAGGAAGAAUAUCUUAGUAUUCAAUUUCAGCUGGCAUAUUAUUUAAUUUGUCUCUUUUUUAACUUAUACAGGGGACACAUCCAGCGAACACAGAAAUGGAAGGAAUGCAAUUUCAGUCAGGGGUAUGGAGAAUAGAAGAACCUAAUGAAGCAAAGUUUAACCAAAGCAAUGAAAAAGGUAACUUAGCAAAGUUUAAAAAGACAUGGCUCAACACUAAUCAAAGCUCAGAUUCAAAAUGUGGUCAAGCACUUAAACUAUGUAAAACUUGAUAUAUAUUAAAUAUAUAUAUAUGUAUAUACCAUAUAUAUAUAUAUAUAUAUAUAUAUAAUAUAUAUAUAUAUAUAUGUAAUAAAUAUAAAGCACUUAAAUGGAAUGUAAGUCUGGUAGUUCAAUGUAUAUUUGUUUAUAUUUAAAGAAUAUGCUUAUGUAUACUUAAAUCAAAAUCCAUACCAAAGUUGACCCACCCCACCCCACCCCUCCUCCUUUCCCAAUUUUCUUCUCCCUUGAAAUUUAAAAGACAGAAAAUUGUCAAACACAUAGUUCAUAACUUUAUUUUAAACUAUCUAUAAUCAAUAUAAAAAUAUUUCAGUCUGUAGUAAAGUUUUUAGGUUUUGAGAUAUUUUUAUGACGGAAAUGAUGUCACCAAAGAACAAAAAAAAACUAUUCAAAAUGCCACCACCCCCCAAAUUUUCUCACCCUUGAAAUGUUUAAACAGAAUAUGGUACAAUGCAUAGCAUAAGAUUUUACUUAUAAAAAUUGAAAUUGUUUUCAUAUAAAUAAUAGAAAUACAUAGAUGAUAGUUAAUUUGUCAAUCUCCUUAUAUACAAUAUCUUAGCUCUAACAUUCAGAUAAAUACUUAACAUAGUUAUUUAUUAUAUUUAAUUUAUUUCAAAUUUGUAAUAACAAUACUUAAGUUAAAGAUUCGAUUUUCGUAAAAUAAAUAAAAUUCACUAUAACUUUUUUUUACAAUACCCAUUUAGAAAUAUGAAUUUUAUGGUACACCCUACGGAACACAAAUUUGCAUGAAUUUUGCAUUUUUUAAAUUGUGUUAUCUUUCUUAGCUGUAGGUAUUAAGAAUGGUCACUCAACAAAAGUUCAUUUUAAUUCUCCUCCUUUGUAAAAAGAUGUAAAAAUAUUUUAAAAAGCACUAUUCGCAGACAUCCCAGUUUUUCUGUUGUUAAGGGUGAUUUUGUUGAAGGUGGAAGUAGGUCAGGUUUGUUGAUACUCUCUGCAAAUUUAGGCAUGCACGGGCAAGGCAAUCUAGAUACUUAGUCAAAUAAUACCAGCCAUUGGUUGACAUACCCGGCUAUUCUAUGUUCUGCUUUUUAAAAAUAUUUUAUAAAUGUUAAUUACACUGAGCUGCGUCAGAAACUGCCAGAAAAAUUAUAAGAGAUAUUUGUGUGAAACUGUCUGCAAUGCAGCAUCUAAGGGCGUGUGUGCUAUAUUUAUAUACCUGAACUGUUUAGUGAAGCAGAUGCAGUGUGUCAUUAUAACUUUCAGGACUGUGGGAACCUAAACCUGAAGAUAUUCUGGCCGUUGUUGAAAAGCUGGAGCAGUGCAAUGGCGGCCCCAUUCCCCUCAAGUGGGUGUGUCCUGGACGAAAGCCACCAGAAAAGCAGGACCAGCAAGACGACCAGGCAGGUGAUGGAAUGGAUGUAGAUGGAGAGGACUCAAAGGAAGAAGAGCUGAGGUACUGCGUAUUGAAGUUUGUGAGACUAGAUUGGGUGGAUCUUCUGGAUAGGGUGGGUCAUCUAUAUGGGGGGGGUCAUCUGUAUAUGGAUAUGGUGGGUCAUCUGGAUAGGGUGGGUCAUCUGUAUAAGAUGAGUCAUAUAUAUUGGAUAGGGAGUGUCACUUGUAUCUGGAUAGGGUGGUUAUCUUGUUAUGGUGUUUUAUCUGGAAAGCAGGAAUAAUCUGAAUAGGAUGGUCAUCUGGAUAGGUUGGGAUAUCUGUUAAAAGUGGGUCAUCUGGAUAAGGUGGGUCAUCUGUAUUGGGUGUUUUAUCUGGAUAGGGUGGGUGAUCUGUUUAUGUUGGCUUAUCUGGAUAAGGUGGGUUAACUGGAUAGGAAGGAUUAUCUGGAUAGGUGGGUCAAAUGUGUCUGCUUUAGGUUGGGGCGUUCAUUUUUGGCAGUGAAUUUGAAUGAAUUGACAGGGGGGGGGGGGGGGGGGUGGGGGGGAGUUUUCAAGUUUAAUACCACUUUUAGAUGCACUCACUUAUUGGCAUGGUUGAAAUGUUAUUGUAGACCUUUCAUCAACUGUCUUAAUUGUAAGAAGUAUAUUUCCUUUAGAAUUGUUUGGUAUCUGCCAUGUUGUUUUUGUUGACAGUCGUUAUGUUGUUCUUGUCCUUUACCCAGAGCCCCUGAGAUGAGCGCCUUUGAUUUUGAUGAAUUCCAGUCAGAUGUGAAAGCUAAGCUGACACCCAGGGCAACAUCAGGUAACUGUUGGGAAUUGUUACGCACUGGCUUCUAAUAUGAGAAAUUAAUCUCCUAUUUUAAUUGGCUCGUUGUAAGCAGUGCCUAACAAAGGACGAUACCAUAGAGUCAACAAUAUUAAAGAUACGACACCCAAAACAGUUUCUAGUUACAAUUAAUAAGAUUUAAUAAGUAUAAAUGUAAUUACAAAAGAAAAAAAAUAUCAUUACAAAUCAUCAACUUACAGUAUGGUAGAUCUUGUACCGGUACACAGUUAACACAGAAUAAUGUGCCAAUUAAUAAUGAUGAAAUGCGAAAUAAACACAUAUAUAAGAACACAAGGAACACGUCUCGUGUAGUUCAUAAAACCUAUCGUAAUCUCCGUCUCUCCGCCCGUGCCUGUCAAUCCCUUAUAUAGGUCGCGUAAGCCCUGCCUUCCAGAGAAGACUUAUGACGUGUUGUUUACAUUUCUUGGGUUGUCGAGCACAUUCGAGAAAAUACCAGGAAGACAGUCUAACAUGUUUAAUUAUUGGUAAACAGGGUUGUAAACAAGAUACAUCAAACGAAUAGGCCACGCCAACAACAGACGUGACUGUCUGCUAGGAUUCUAAUUUAGGUCAAGUAAAAUUCAAGCAUGGGGAAUUUAUGCUACAUAAAAGGAAUGUUAGUUAUUUCAUCCACUCUUUUCCCCGUGAAAAUUUAGUUGUUGUUUUAAUUAGUCCCAUGUAUCCAAGGAAAAAAGUUGCUUUAAAAGAUAUUCAUAUGAAAAUAGUUCACCCAUAAAGAACUUAUCCCUUUUUUGUUUGCUUCUUCAGUAAAGUUAUCAAUGAUCUUGUAACAUAAGAGACUAAAAAUUUCAAUAAAUGACCCAAAUAAGUCACUGUUGUCUACAAAUUCAUUGUUUUUAUAAUGUGAACAAUUAAUCAUCACAUAAACAUUGUGAAUUGCAGGAGGUUUGGGCCGUACCCCUCGUCCCGAGAAGCGUGUUGCCAAAAUGGAUAACAUCAUGGAUUCAUUACGCAAACAACAGCUGCAAAGGGUUGCGGAGAGAGAAGCCAGGCGGAAAGGCUCGCCGGGCACACCUCCUGGACGCUCCAGACUUCUCAAUUUCAAGUCACCUGGUCCAAAGGCUUCACUUUCAAAACCAGGGUGGUCUUCUCCUAGUGGCAAAUCAGAAUCCCCGCCAAGAACGGGAAUCAAUGAUGUUGUAACAAGCAGGGUUCCAAUUAUGUCAAUGGGAGAUUUGGUUUUGAGAAAUGAUAAUGGCAGCAUAGCCAAAAGUUUUGCUUCAAGCAUUCACCAGCAAGAUUCGACAUUAGACGCACAAGUUUCAGAAUUGACCAUUGAACCAAAACAUGGUGGUGCUGCAAAGCCAGAUAGUGUUAGCAUUUCACUACCAGAUAGUGGUAGUACUUUACUGUCGGAGGAUGGUAGUGCUUCAAGAUCAGAUGGGGAUAGUGCUUCAAGGCCAGAUGGUGGUGGUGCUUUAAGACCAGAUAAUGGUAGUAGUGCAGUGUUGGAUGUU